Molecule: messenger RNA, 2169 nt
Organism: Neltuma alba
Lineage: Eukaryota; Viridiplantae; Streptophyta; Magnoliopsida; Fabales; Fabaceae
Exons: 9
Coding region: 1-2169 (722 amino acids)
Biological process (GO): DNA-templated DNA replication; DNA repair
Cellular component (GO): nucleus; DNA replication factor C complex
Molecular function (GO): DNA clamp loader activity; DNA binding
Source: RefSeq, a predicted model, not a curated record
AUGGAGAAUUCGCUGCCGAAUGGAAUGUUUCCUCGGGCUCCGAAUUCCAGAUUCUCGGCUAGGGAGGGAAGAAGUGGGUAUGAACCAUCAGAUACAGAGACAGAGUGGCAAGAAGUUCCCCGACAUGAACGAGAAAGAAAGAAUCUGACUCUGGGACCUGAAGAACCAAAAGUCCUCAACUUCAGGAAUAAAAGUCCCAUGGCACUAUACAGAAGGCAUCCUUCCAAGUUUGAACUCGAAAUCUCAUCUCCUGUUGCGUCUUCAGUAGCAAGCUCAGGACGAAGGAGACACCAAAGUAGAUCGCCGUAUAGGCCCUUCAGGGCCGACGGUGAGGCUCCAUUUCCCAAAACUAGUUUGGAUGUUGGGAGAAGUGUCAGUCCUUUGCCAAAACCUGACCUUGGAAGGCAUGGAUCUCCAUAUCAAUAUGAAAGAGAAAAUCUCAAUCGGCGAGCGGUGAACAGAGUAAGUGAGAAAUCAAACCAGAGAAGAUCAAAGACUGCUCCGAGGGUAAGGGGAAGAGAAAGGGAAGCAUCCCAUGGGAGCAAUCCUUCAAUAGGAGAGAUCAACGAGAUGGUUGCUGAGGCGAACUUUUCAAGAGAUCCUGUUAAUAACGAGCUCAUAAUAACAAGCGCAGAGUCGAGCCUACCGGGUGAUAUUUUCUUUUCUCGCGAAUGCAAUGCCAUGAUGAAGAGCAAGAACAUGUUAACAAAACCAAACAUUGAUGAUGAAACCCAGUUUGAUAGCUCGAGACCUAAGAUUCUCCCCCAACGAGACACCCCUUAUCAUCGUCGUCAUCAUUAUCAUUCAAACAGAGCAAAUAGGAAUCUCAACACUGUGAACAUACGAGGCACAUCAUCUAGUACUACUGUGCUGUCUCGCUCGAGUACGAUUACUAGUACUGCUGCUAAAAGCAAAAAGAACAGUGGGAAUUUAAGCACUAGCAGUAGUGUGAAGAGUGAUGUUAGUUGGACGAGUGCGAGUAUUCAGAAAUUCAUAAUGAACAGGAGGAAGAACCAAGCAGACGGAUGGUUUGCUUGCAUGAGAAAAGUAGGCAGGCCAUCGAAUAAAUCGCCAGAACAUCGAUCAGUUGAUGAGGCUUCUAUCAUUGAGAAAGCUUUCGUGCUCCAAAGCCUCCCACAAUUCUGGGCAGAUAAGCACCAACCCACCUCCAUGGAUGGCUUCAUUUGCCACCAACAAGAAGCUCAGCUUCUCAAGGAACUAGCGUCUCAAGACGUGUGUCCUCAUAUUUUGCUAAAAGGACCAAUUGGCUCAGGAAAAAGAGCGCUGGCAAUGGCUCUUCUGCGAGAAAUAUUCGGUGAUGCGGUGUCCAAUGAUAGAAGGCCCGUGAAAAUCACUGUUCCAAUAACGUCCAGUCCUCAUCACAUGGAGCUCAAUGUAAAUUCGGAACCUAAUGCUAAAUAUGCUUUAAUGGGAUUAGUUAAGGAAAUAAGCACUGAACAUGCGAUUACCCCUGAAGUCAGUAAUUUCAAUUUCAAGUCAGAUUACAAAGUAUUAGUUCUCUACGAGGUUGACAAAGCAGCUGACAACAUCCAACACAUGAUCAAAUGGAUUAUAGAUCGCUAUUCUGACAUAUGCAAGCUCAUAGUUUGUUGCGAAGAUGGUGGGGACAUAAUCGACCCUGUGAAAAACCGGUUCGAAGUUAUCAAUAUUGAUGCCCCACCAACGCAUGAAAUUAUGGAUGUUCUUAUUCAGAUAGCAAAACAAGAAGAAAUUGAUCUGUCCAUGAAUUUUGCUGCUAAGAUUGCCACCAAGUCAAAGCAGAAUCUCAGGAAAGCAAUCAUGGCUCUUGAAGCAUGCAGAGCACACAACUAUCCAUUUUCAGAAGAACAACCAAUUCCGCUUGGAUGGGAGGAGACUAUAAUAGAAGUUUCUGCAGAGAUCCUAGCUGAUCCUUCACAUUCACGCUUAUUCUCAGUCAGAGAGAAAUUACAGAAGCUCCUGGUGGAUUUUGUUCACCCCAAGCUGAUUCUCCGGAAACUGGUGGAACAGCUCCUCAAAGGAAUUGAGAGCAACUUAAAAAGGGAGCUCUUCUACUGGCAUGCUUAUUAUGGGAAUGAUAUUGAAGGUUCAAUGCGAAAAGAGAGAAAUUGCAGGCCCCAAGAUUCUGAGGUUUUCCUGUUACACAAAUUACCGAGCUCUUCUGGUUGA